AGGCCGCAGUGCGGGCCGGGGCCGCGGCGAUGCUGGAGGAGGCGGGUGAGGUGCUGGAGUCGGUGCUCAAGGCCUCGUGCCUCCCGCUCAGCGUCCUGCUCUUCGUGCCCGCCGUGCUCCUGCUCCUGGGGCCGCCGCCCGCCGCCGAGGCGGCGCACGAGUUCACGGUUUACCGCAUGCAGCAGUACGAGCUGGGCGGGCAGCCCUAUGGCACCAGGAGCGCGGUGCUGAACACGGAGGCGCGCACCGUGGAAGCGGACGUGCUGAGCCGCCGCUGCGUCAUGAUGCGGCUGGUGGACUUCUCCUACGAGCAGUACCAGAAGGCUCUGCGCCAGUCAGCCGGGGCUGUGGUGAUCAUCUUGCCACGAUCCAUCUCCUCUGUCCCCCAGGAUGUUGUGCGGCAAUUCAUGGAGAUAGAGCCAGAAAUGCUUGCUAUGGAAACCAUUGUGCCAGUCUACUUUGCAGUGGAAGAUGAGGAGCUGCUGUCUAUCUAUGAACAAACACGGGCUGCUUCUGCAUCACAAGGUUCUGCCUCAGCUGCAGAAGUUCUGCUGCACACAGCAACUGCCAAUGGCUUCCAGAUGGUGACCAGCGGGGCUCAAAGCAAAGCUAUCAAUGACUGGCUCAUCCCCAGUGUGGAGGGAAGGCUGACAGGGCUGGGUGGAGAAGACAUGCCCACUGUUGUGAUAGUUGCCCACUAUGAUUCCUUUGGAGUGGCUCCAUGGCUGUCCCAUGGGGCUGACUCCAAUGGCAGUGGAAUCUCUGUGCUGCUGGAACUGGCCAGGCUGUUCUCUCGGCUCUACACCUACAGAAGGACCCAUGCUGGGUAUAACUUGCUGUUCUUUGCAUCUGGAGGUGGCAAGUUUAAUUAUCAAGGAACUAAGCGGUGGCUGGAGGACAAUUUGGACCACACUGAUUCCAGCCUGCUGCAGGACAAUGUAGCAUUUGUUCUCUGCCUUGACACUCUGGGCAGAGGCAAUAGCCUUCAUCUUCAUGUCUCAAAGCCUCCCAAGGAGGGCACCUUGCAGCAUGCAUUUCUGAGAGAACUGGAGAUGGUUGUUGCCAGCCAGUUCCCAGAGGUGAAGUUUUCCAUGGUGCACAAGAAGAUUAACCUGGCUGAGGACAUGCUGGCGUGGGAGCACGAGCGGUUCGCGAUCCGGCGCUUGCCGGCGUUCACCAUCUCCCACCUGGAGAGCCACCGGGACAGCCUGCGCAACAGCAUCAUGGACAGGAGGGCACGAAUAGACACUAAAGCACUGACCAGGAAUACUCAGAUCAUUGCUGAGGCUUUGACAAGGGUCAUCUACAAUCUAACAGAAAAGGGAACACCUGCAGAUAUGCAGAUCUUCACAGAUCAGAUGCAAAUCCAGCAGGAGCAGCUGGAGUCAGUGAUGGACUGGCUGAGCAGUCAGCCCAGGGCUGCCCAGCUUAUUGAUAAAGACAGCACCUUCCUCAACACCUUAGAAUAUUAUAUGGGACGCUACCUGAAGGAUGUCAAGCAGCAUCACGUGAAGGCAGACAAACGGGACCCCGAGUUUGUUUUCUACGACCAGCUGAAGCAGGUGAUGAAUGCAUACAGGGUCAAGCCAGCAAUCUUUGACCUGCUCCUGGCUGUCUGUAUUGCAGCCUACCUUGGCGUUGCCUAUGUUGCAGUGCAGCACUUUGGUCUCCUUUACAAGAUGAUACAGAGAUUAUCCCUUAAAACCAAACAGCAGUGAAGCACCAAGUCCCCCCCACCCAGCAGCACUGAGCCAUCGGUGAGCCCAUUGGGAACCUUCUGCCUUCCACUGAAACCCUGCUGUUCCUUUUCCUUUGUCUCCUCUUUGCUACUGUAUAGAGGGGAGGAAGGCAUAAAGAAAAUGAAAUUUUAACUCUUGUGCACCACUGAAGUGCUUUUCUUCACCUUCUUCCCCUGAGUUGCACCAUGUCUGGUUUACCUUUGCAUUUUGGUGAGGGAGAGGCUGAGAGACUCCAGCAAUUCCUGCAGUCUGAUUCUGAGCAGCUUCUCUGAGUGUAACACAAAGUCCAGCACCAUCAUGGACACUGUCACACAGCCAGCCUGGAAACUGAAACUACAGCCUGACAGAGUGGUAUCUCUGCCCAGCACACAAGGACUUGGAGCAGUGAUUUGAAAGAAAAAAAACAAAAAAGUGCACAUGCAAAUUAAAGAGAAUGCAAUUAGCAUGUUUCCUUAUGGCACCUCUUCCUUGAGUUCACUGCUGGCUUUAGGGAGUUGUGCUGAGCAAGCAGUGUCUGCAGCAAGCACCUUCUUGCAUUUUGUUCAAACUCACCCCCUUUUAGGAGGGGCACUGUGAGUGAUCAUGACUGUUAAAAUCAGGAUGAGGAAAGAUUAAGUUGGGUUAUUAAGUUGGGUUUCUGGCUUGAGGGUUCUUGCCAGGGACAGGUUCUCUCCUUUCUCUCUUGGAGGAUGCAUUUUGCUGUGUGCUUGAUUUUUCUGGAGGUUUUUGGUCCUUGAACAGUUCACAGCUGCCACCACUCUGUGCUAAACUCUUGCUUGAUUUUUGAGGGGUGUUCCAUAGUCCAUAGCUGCUGCAGGAUCCCAUUCUGUGCUGUUCCAUGUACUUACACAAGCUGGUUCUGUUGAUAACAAGAGCAGCUCAGACCUGGAAAAUAUAUUGAGAUACUACAAGCCCUAGGCUAGUUGUAGUUCUAGAACAUAACCCUGAGCACUGCCCUGCCACCCAGCAAGUUUUGAGUCCUUUUCUGUAAUCUCUUCUAUGUACAUGAGGUCUCUUCACAAGCCACAGUGAUGCUUUUCUUUAAAAUUUAAGCUAUUAUUUAUAAUUAAAGCAAUGUAUCUUACAGAGGCUGAAAAUUAUUUUUGAAUUGAAGUGCACCUUUUUUUUUUGUGUAUGCAAGAAAAAUUCCAGCUGUGGAUUCCUGUUUGCACAUACCUGCUGUGCACAUGCUUGUUAGAAAAGGGCUUGUUGUGGCCAGUCACUGUCCUUUGGAUGGUCACCAAAGCACUGAUUUCCAUCCUUCUUGGUUUAUUUUACUGUAAUCUUCUAGCAGUACCCUUACCCCAUGAUGUGUCCUUUCUGCUGCUUUAAAUAAGUAGCAACUUACUCUUUUUAGGGUCUUGUCUUUUUCCAGAAGAGCCUGCUGGUGUCAGUGGCUCACCAUGGUGUCCAAGCACUCCAGAAGGAUCAGCCACACAGGGAGAUCUGCCUUUUCCUGAUCUUUUGAGUGCUCAUUUGAAAUGUGUCUCUCUGCAUGCGUGAAGUGCUCAUGGCACUCCUCUGCCAAAUGAAUUCAUAAUGACUUCAGAAGUUGCUGGAGUGGCUGGAAGGCAAGCCUUGAUUGUUUUCCCCUGGUUGGUAUGCUCUGACCAUAGAGUGAAGCUGCAUGCCCUGGGCUGGGUAGGUUUAGAACAUGCUUGGUACAGUGGCUCUCUGAAGAACUCUGCAGGCUCUGAAUAUCUGGGAGUAAUUUGAGUCCUCCAGCUCAAACUGCAGCAUCCAUUUGUGGUGUGUUACACUUAAGGAGGUGGUGUUCCCUCCAGCCUAGCAGAGUAUUUCACCAGUCUUAAUUAUUAACUCCAUGCCUUUGCUGAGAAAAAUAGAAAAAGAAUAUUAGCAAUGCUGCUGCAGCUUGAGUUGAUGUGUAUAAAAUAUGCCAGUAGUGGGCAAGAGCGAACAGAACAGACCUGGGGCUUGUUCCUUGCUGUGGAAACUGCCUUCAGUCUUCCAGAUGAGAAGCUCAAAGUUCAGAGUCAAAAACUUCCACCCAGUCUGUUUGCAGAAGCUGUAGCACAAAGAAAACACCUUAGCUCUGUGUGGUCUCAGCAAUGAGCUGUUAAAACUGAUCCAGUGCCAGAAGCCAGUGGAAACAACCUAAAAAGAUGAAUAAAUGAGGAGAGUUCAUAAACCUGAAGGGCAGUUGGGAUGGUACAUUGCUGUCUCCCACACAAGGUUAGUUUGUCCUGUAAUCCUUUUUUUUCUCUCCCUGGCUGCCAUAAAAAGUAGUUUUUACAACAGAUAAAAGAGUUUCUGCUUUUGAUCAAAGUGCACGUGCACUGAAACAUAUAUGCUCAAAUCUGAGAUAGUCAAAUCCCAACUUCCUCAUAGCUGGAGCAGAGUGCCCAUCCUGGGAUUGAAUUUAAAUCCAAAUUUCCUCAUAGCUGGAGCAGUGACCAUCCUGGGAUUGAAUUUAAAUCCAAAUUUCCUCAUAGCUGAAGCAGUGACCAUCCUGGGAUUGAAUUGUUGUUUCCUUGGGUAAGUCAACAGAGAAGUUUGCAGAGAGCCCCCAGAGCUGAUCUGCACUGCAGCAUAACUGAUCAAUUCAGUCACCAACACAAAGCCAGAAACCCAACAGGUGGUGUGAUAAAAUAAAAGUUCUCCACAACAUUGCAGAAGAGCUCUGUGUAGCUGAUUCUUGUUGCCCUUGUUUUUACCUCUCCUCUAUUUUUGAGGAGUUGGCUUGGCCUGUAGGGAAGAGCAUGGAAAGCAGUAUAUCCACAUACACACAAGUGGCUAGCAGUUGAUACUCCUACCCAAAAAACCAUUUUCUUUGCUAUUUAUCUGACUUCACCUGUUGUCCUGGUGCUGUCAGAGUCUGCAGCUCACAAAAAAAUGGUUUUCCAGCAGGGUUUAACUGAAGCUGUUAAUUCCUUCUGUCUACUUCCACCUGCAUGGGCACUAUUGGGAAUUGUAUGGGAGUAAUUUGGAUUAUUGUAGUUCAUCUCCCAAAUGAGAGGGCUUGGUUUAUUGUUGGGAGGGAAAUAAUACUGUGCAAUAUGAACUCCUCUACUCAGUGCAGAGAAAAUCCUGAAGCCAGAAUGGAAUUAGGUCUCCCACUCUCUGUGGCUGAAAGUCACCACAAUCUGUUUAGACAUUCAAAACCACAGCUAUACCCAAAAUUGCUGUGGGGCUUGGUUUUGAGGGUGUUUUGUUGGUUUUAAAUCUCGUGCUCUUACAUUGUUCAUGGCCCAAUCCCAAAACCCAGGCUGCUCCUGCACCCUGUGUUUAAGCUGGGUUUUACAUUUCAGAGGUUUUACAUUUUAUUUGGUCUUGUCUCACCAAUCUGAAAUGCUGGGGCUGCUCCUGGAUGUCUCAGAAAAUUUGGCCUCUGGGUACUUGAGUGUGGACUCCUGCUUGCUCACUUUGAUCUGUUUAGUUUCCAUUUGUAGUUACUGCAUAGCAACUGCAAGGUUAUAAUCUGGAAUAUUUGCAGCUCAGGAAAAAGAUUUAUCUAGUAAUGUUAACUCAAUUAUUUAUCUCUUGUGUGCCCUGAAGAACAAAUGUAUAUUGAGGUGAAUAUUUAAAAGCUAAUAGAAAAUUCAAUGCAGUUGAUUUGCAUAUUUUAGGACUAUAAAUGUAAUAAUAUUUAAGUAUUUUAACUUCUUUUUUUAUUUGUUUGUCCCUUUUUCCCUUGGAAAAUAAACCAAGUGAAUAGGUUUGAUGGAUAGAUUUCUCAGAGAACUAUUUGCUCAAAAAAAUGGAAUCUCCUUGCAUUAUUUGGAGGAAUAGACACUCUACAAAAUGGGAGAAAAUCUAUGUAUUUAAAAGCUUCAUCCUGUCUAGCCAAAAGUAAAAUAGUACAACAGAAAACAUUUAUACACUCCAAGCAUGAUUUCAGCACCUUGAGGUGAGCAAAUUCCUGUUUAUUCAAAAGGUUUGUGCUCAUGUGAAGCAAUUAAAGUUUCUAUGCAAAA
Cyanistes caeruleus (blue tit) is the source of this 5674-nucleotide messenger RNA. RefSeq names its product nicalin (gene NCLN). The record is from RefSeq and is a predicted model, not a curated record. Lineage: Eukaryota; Metazoa; Chordata; Aves; Passeriformes; Paridae. Gene Ontology annotation, cellular component: membrane. Gene Ontology annotation, biological process: regulation of signal transduction.